Messenger RNA from Apis mellifera (honey bee), 6978 nucleotides. RefSeq names its product BAI1-associated protein 3 (gene unc-13-4A). The transcript has 27 exons. The record is from RefSeq and is a predicted model, not a curated record. Lineage: Eukaryota; Metazoa; Arthropoda; Insecta; Hymenoptera; Apidae. The coding region runs from base 781 to 4785 and encodes 1334 amino acids.
AUCUCACCUGUUUGCCAACCCGCCAGUCUGGUUUACGCGCCCGGUCAUCCGCCGGCUCUACAAGUGGCUAUCCCAGAUUUCCACCUUACGCGCUGCUCGCUCCUUUCUCUCGCGUACGCUCACUUUUUUCCCUCCUCUUUUUCCUCGCUUCCUUUUCUUUCCUUCUUUCUUUCCUUCCUUCCUUCCUUUCUUUCGUUCCUUUACGUUAUAUUCUCGAUUCUCUUCUCUCGCGUUCGAUUUCUCGCCGCGUGAAAAACUCGUCGAGUCGACUUCAACUUCGACAAGGAGGGUGGACGAACUCGCGUUCGCGCGAGGAGGAGGAGGAAGAGGAGAAGGAGGAGGAGGAGGAGGAGAAGGAAGAGGAGGAGGAGGAGGAGCGUUACGGAUGAGAACGGAAGUGGCGAAGGGGCGAAGAAGCGUGGACGGAAACGGGACGAGGACACGCGGCGGCGAGGAGAGGAGGGACAGGGCGAUGACUUAAGUCACUCCCUGUUUGACCGAGGAGGAGGAAGGAAGGAAGGAAGGAAGCGGCGCCCCGCGAAUGGGGGGAGAAUCGAUACGACCGUGACGCGUAGAGGAAAAGAAUCGCGAGGAAAGUUCGAGCUGUUUUUUCUCUCUCUCUCUCCUCCCCGUCGCUUCGAGAUCGAUGCGUGCGAACAAAACCGGGCCUCGUAACAAAUCCCAUCCUCGUCGGGAACGCGAGGCGCCCCCGAAAACGAUUGGCCCGAUCAUCGUUUCAGCGUGAGAGAUAGAGAGAGACAUAGACGGAUAAUCGACGAGAUGAGCUUCUUCAACUCGUUGCAACAGUACGUGACGGACAGCGUGGCUAGCUUGAGCCUGAGCCCGAAGAGGUUCUCGUUCAGCCGCGAGGAUUCCGGGUCAAGCGCGACGGGAAGGAGCGGCUCGACGGGGAGCGUGACGAGCACCACCAACACCAAUUCGACGGCGCAACAGUCCACCCCUCAUGGGUAUCCAAAGGUGGUGCCACCACCUGGUGCCGCGGCCAGCUCCCACGGCCGCUCGUUGUCGACACGCAGACGAACUCUCGAGUGCACCUCCUCCCCCGGGCUGACCGUGCACCCGGCCGCGGGAAGUGGAUCUGGCACUACGUCGCCCCGCAGGGUCGGCUCUUUCCGAAGGAGCACCGGUUCCGCCGAUCGGCCCCCGUUGAUGUUCUGCCGAAGGAGGCCCUCCUGGCCGGAAGUCGACAUACAAGCCACCUCCGGAGUUCAAGAAACGGAUGGCUCCUUCUUCGAAAGUUUCACCGCGUUAUCUUGGAGGCAGGAAAACCGAAGGCUCGUGGUGCUUCAGGAGGUGGAGGCAAGGGCGAAGGAACCACCACCCCCGUCCAGAGAUACCGGUUUGACGUCUUCGCAGUCCUAUCGUUUCACCAAAAAAGAGCUGGAACAGUUGUACAUAGAGGUCCUGUACACGGUGGCGAACACUGUGGGAGCGAGCACAGGACAAUACGCUCACUACAAAGAGGAUCUUUAUAGGUAUGCCCAAGAGGCUUUCGGAGUCCCGCAGGAUCAACAUCGGCGAUACUUGAACAUCGCCUCUGAGGAGAAGCCCCCGAUAGUUGUGCUGAGCGUGGUGGUGGUCGAGGCAGAGGGGCUCGAAGCGAAAGACGCGAACGGAUUCAGCGACCCUUACUGUAUGCUGGGAAUCCAACCGGGUAAUACCGGUGCACCGUUGAGUCCGCAGACGAAUUUAACGGCGCACUCGCCCCACACGCCCCCUGCGUCCCCCAGACAGGCGACCCGAGCCCUCUCCGACGGCGGUGAAACCGAGAAUUCGCAUCACGAGAAAUUGCGAAAGCAUCACAGUUUCAGAUUGUCGUUCAAGCGCAAAGAGCACACGAACAGGCGCGAGCAUCGGGAGUCGUUGAGCGGAGCCGUGCCAGCCAAGUUCAUACGCGCGACCACCGUCAAGCCGCACACCCUCAGCCCACGAUGGAACGAGAAAUUUCGUUUCGACAUCGAUGACAUCAAUACGGACAUUCUGCACCUGGACAUAUGGGACCAUGACGACGAGUCCUCGGUGUUCGACGCGGUGAGCAAAUUGAACGAGGUGCGGGGCGUGAAAGGACUCGGAAGAUUCUUCAAGCAGAUCGCGCAGAGCGCGAGAUCCGGGGGCCAGGACGACUUUCUCGGCUGCGUGAAUAUCCCUCUUCAGGAUAUUCCAAGCACCGGAUUGGAUCGAUGGUACAAAUUAGAAGCCAGAACGCAACGAAGCACUAUUCAAGGUAGAAUUAGAUUAAAACUGUGGUUAUCGACCAGGGAGGACAGAGGGACGUCCGAGGAAGACAAUUGGGGCGAGCUCAGGCAACAGGAGAGACUUUAUACAGUCUUUCUCAAUCACGAGAUGAACAAACAAGGGGAAGAUUUCACUGGAGAAUUGCCACAAACGGCACUAACGAUUCUUCAUCAACACGCCGUCCAAGGUGAUGUCACGGAACUGCAACAAGCGUUAGUCAGAUGGGUGGCGACGUCCAGGCAAUCAGCGUGCGACCCGAAGACCCUUCAUCGUCUUCUUCAGGAAUUGGACAACGUGUGGCACACGGAUACUCUGUCGCGAGACGAGGAGCAGUGUCUCGCGGAUUCUUUCAACGAAUUCCUCGAGGUCACGUUGAAAAAAGUUCGACAGCAUCGAGUGCUGUUCCCCCCAUUGCAUCGACCUUCCAUCUCCAAGUUGGAUUAUCUCCUCAGAUGUUUAGGUCUGUUAUCGAACAUGAAAGCUUUCCGAGCGUGUUGCCCGUUCAACAAGGAAAUUCGAGGAGAAAUAAUAACCGCGUUAAGGAAGGGGACCCUCGAAUGGUACGAGGACACGAGGCAGCAAACAAUGUGUUACGACAAGGAACCCGAUCAGGAUGCAGAUAAAGUCCUGCAGGACUUCACCAACUUGGUAACCGCUUUACUGGUGGACCUGGAACAAGGACUCACUUAUUAUAACAGCCUCUUUGAAAGCACGAAUGGCGUGCCGUAUUUCUCGGCGGUGUAUAAACAAUUGGACAAACUGCUGGCGGAACACGUGGCGAAACACAUGGAGAACACAUCCGAGAUGCAAAACGAGCUUGGAGCAAGGGUGACGACAGCUUGCCUUCAACUUCAUCAAAACGCGGACGAAGAAUAUGUGCUACCACCUGGAGCGGAAAUUGGAACGCCGAUGUUCGAGUUAUACCUGGCUCUGCAGGAUUUCGUCACCAUGAAGGAGAACCUGCCGCAAUCCGACCAUAAAACUUUGGCGAUUUGCAAAUAUUACGAGUGGUUCAGACCAGCUGUCGACAAAUGGUUGGAUCUGGCUAAAUUGAAGGCGAUUCAACGCGUAAGGAAAUCGGCCGAGCUCGAUCGAAUCUGUACCGGUGACUAUAUCGUGAAACACGGUACAUCUGCCAUUGAUGUUACAGCAUGCUUCUAUCAGAUCAAAGAAUUUUGGAAAAAGUUGGCCUGGCCAGAUCUUCCUGGAUCGUACAAUUUGGUUCUAAAAGUUGUCGACGCGAUAUGCAGUUCAGCAGCAUAUUAUGCAGAGAUCAUUCAUCAAAAAUUAGCAGAAAGCGGUUACUACGAAGAUCAAACACCGUAUAAGACAACAGACGAGGUAAUCGUUGAGAUGUGCGUGGCUAUCAACGGCCUUGAAUACGUUCGAAGAUGGUUGCUGAAAUUAGGCGAAGAGUUGCUCGUCGAAAAGCUUUUGACAGCCUUGGAGUGUCAGGCAGGCGAUUCUGCACGGAUGCAAUGGAGGAAUGCUUUGACGUCACCUUUGGAACAGACGCCAGGACAAAUGUUGCUGUUUAUAAAUCAAAUCGUUUCAAGAAUUGGCACGAAGAUGAGACCACCAUUGAAGAAAGCAAUGUUUCAUCUGGCUUGGUCACCAGAUAGUUUACCCACUUCGGAGGCUAUUGCACCAUUGCUCGAAUAUUUAGACAUGCACUUGGUAGUGCUAAACUCGGCUCUGCUCUCGGUAAAUUUCAAUCGAGUCCUUCAAGACAUCUGGGAAGUGGUGCUGGCCGAAUUGAGCAAUCAAAUGGAUGGAAAUGCGGGAGAUAAACCAGCGAUGUUCUACGAAAGACUUCACGAGGCUCUUGAUUUAUUAGUGAAAUUUUUCCACGAAGAUGAAAAAGGUUUGUCAUAUGAAGUACUACAUUGUCAAAGCUUCUUGAAUGUUGAAGAACGUCUUCAGUAUCACAAAAUGGAUACAACAUUUUUAAUUGAUCGAUUUUAUCGACAACGACUUCAGGACCAAUUAAAUACCGUAUCCUCUGAGUAUGGCGUUCUAACAGUGAGAGCAUAUUUAAAUCACGAUUCUCUAUGCGUAGAAGUUAUAAAUGCCAGAGACGUGAUACCGUUAGAUCCAAAUGGUUAUAGUGAUCCUUUCGUGAUAAUCGAACUGUUGCCACGAAGAAUCUUCGAACACUGUGCAGAGCAACACACCAACGUGAAAAAGAAAACUUUAAAUCCAAUGUUCGACGAAUGUUUUGAAUUUUCUGUGAGCGUGGAACAGUGUCGAAGUCCGGAUGCCAUGGUGCUGUUCACAGUAAUGGAUCACGACGUUCUCACAGCGAAUGACUUCGCUGGCGAAGCAUUCUUAGGCUUGAGCACGAUACCUGGUGUUACCGACACGAACGCCAGCAUAGACAAUUUCCACGGCCUCAAACACACCGAGUUACCUUUGAUGCAUCAAAAGAAUCGAAAUCAUCCGAUUCUCCAGAUUCUGGAGACGAGAGUCGGCGAUAAGAUGGCCCUCGACUUCGUGAAGAAGCAGAAGCAACGAUUCGCCUCGACGUAAAAAGGGGUGAACGAGAAAAGGAAACAAGAGAGCACCGCGGAAAAAGGAAAAUUUCGAUUAUUAAGCAGCGAUGUUAAAAAUUUCGAUCAAUCAAAAAAGAAAUUGGAAGGAGGGAGAAAAUGAAAAACGAAAAAAAAGCUAAAGGAGAAAAAUCAAAAUCCAUCCCCGCGGAAAGCUCGUCGACUCUCUUUCCCUCUUUCGAGGUGUUUCAGCCUUGAAACUCGUCUCAGUGUAAAUCGUGUUGAAUAUAAUCGGUGUUGGUAACUAAAGAAAAUUUAAAUAAACGGAAGGAAAAACAGAGAGAAUAUAUAAAAAAGAAAAGAGAGAGCAUAUGUAUAUUAUCAGAACUAUUUUUGUGUCGACAAGAAAAAAAAAAAAAUCCGAUCGCAAAAAGAACGUAUAAAAAGGAAGAAAAAUAUUGUUAAAAAAAAAAAAUCGUUUAAAUUUGUCAGCGUGAUGUAUCUAAGGAUAAAUGUUAAAAAAAAAAAAGAAAAAAAGAAAAAAAAAAGAAACAAAAAUACUAUCGUCGAGACCGUCGAAACUCGAAGCAAUGCUAAACGGCCAUGACACAUAGGAGGAGUCUGUUUCGAAAAACAGACUCUUUUUUUUUUUUCGAGAUAAGCGAAAGAUAAAAACAGGGGAGGCGAGCACGAGAUUUUGUUUCGAAUCUCGAUAUUCGUCCAUCGAGAAUCGAAAGAAAGUGUCUCCUUGCUCCCUUUAAAUUACCGAUAAAUAAACGAGAAAACGAUGAAUUGAUUUAUGUAAUUGAAUAAAUAUAUGUACACACUAUGUAUUAAAGUAACGAAAUAUUCAUCGCCGAUUCGCAUCGCCUCGACGAUUACAAAUCAAUCCCACAGAGAGUCGAUAUACGAUAUUUUUCUUACUCAUCAUUGGCUAAUGUCUCUUUCUAUCUUUCCACUGCGUCGUUUCUCACUUCUCGAACCAAUAUAAUCCUCACCGAUACCUUCGUCCGUGAUCUCGCGCACGUGUAAACGUAGGGAGAGCAAAAAAAAAAAGUAAACGUAAAUGUUUAAGGAAAAGUGUCACCUUGUUACCCGUUCAAGAUAAACCUGGAAGAAAAAAAAUCUUAUCGAUGGAUCGUGUUAACGACGAUCGAUCAUUGAUCUCACGAGAUACAUAUUUCGAAAAACAUUUCUCGAAGUUGUAAUGCGCGUCCCUUCGUGCACACGCGCGAGAGUUCGGAUUCUUUCGUCAAAUCUCGCACGACGGAUUUCGACCGACGUUUACGAAAUCGAAACGGGUUGAAAUAAUCAAUCUAAAAAAAAAAAAAAAAAAAAUAAACGAAUAAAAAAAAAUGAGAAUGGAAUUCAGAAAAGAAAGAAAAAAAAAAAGAGAGACAGAUGAAAAUUCGUAGAUGAACGAUGAUCUUGUGCCCGUGUUGCAUGUGUACGUAAGGAUGUACGCGGAUAAACCACACAUACACACACGUUACACGCAUAUGUAUAAUGAAUUUAAUCGAAUAAUUAAGAAAUACCAGCGAAAGUGUCUGUACACACACACACACACACCCCUUGCGUAUAUCUGUGUCCCUGUGUCGGGGAUCGCGGUGUUUGAUUUUGCUCGUACAAUCUGAAAUCUUUCUAUACAUCUGUUUUCCUAAUAAACUCCUCUCGACACGCCGCGUUUCGUGUCUCUAAAUCGAAUCGAUCGAUUCGACGAAAUUGGACGAGUAAUCAAAGACAUCGGAGAACAAAGCGCAGAGAGCGAAAGAGUUCCACCUCUUAUCGAACUUUUUCUCGAAUCUCGAUCGUUAGUUAGUUAGUCAGUCAGUCAGUCAGUCAAUCCUUUGAAAAAGAUGAGAAAGAUAGUAAGAGUAAGUGGUGGGGAUAGAUCUAGGGAAAUUAGAGCGGACAACGAUCGAUUGGCGACCAAAAAGUAGCUAGAACACUCAGUAUGGGGAAAUAUGAACGACAAAACGCACACUCGUCAAUUUUUCUAUUGCACCAUUUAUUCACGCGCGUCUCGUUUGCGUCUACAUACACACGUACGUACGUACACACGCGAGAAUAAUAAUAAUAAUAAUAAUUAAAAAAAAAAUAAAAAAAAAUAAUAAGAAACGAAUAAAAAAAAAAAGAAAAAUGAGAAACUUGAGGAGAAGAUCGACAAGACAUCUUCGUAUCUCGCGAACGCCUUCGAAAAAUAUAAGAGGAUAAGAAAAGAAAUAUGUGAAAA